This is a messenger RNA of Austrofundulus limnaeus, 234 nucleotides long. Its product is annotated as circumsporozoite protein-like. The annotation marks the transcript as partial. NCBI's taxonomy places the organism in Eukaryota, Metazoa, Chordata, Actinopteri, Cyprinodontiformes, Rivulidae. The record is from RefSeq and is a predicted model, not a curated record. The transcript has a single exon.
CCACAGGGACCACAGGGGCCACAGGGACCACAGGGGCCACGGGGACCACAGGGGCCACGGGGACCACAGGGACCACAGGGGCCUCAGGGACCACAGGGACCACAGGGGCCACAGGGACCAUGGGAACCACAGGGACCACAGGGACCAUGGGAACCACAGGGACCACAGGGACCACAGGGGCCUCUGGGACCAUGGGGACCACAGGGACCAUGGGGACCACAGGGACCACAGGGA